AUAGAUCUUUAUUUACUUGUAAACACGUUUUAGCAGUUUGGCUAACUGCCAUCACGAAAGAUAAAUUGUCUUAUCAAUAUAUAACACAGGAACAAUUUCAAAGCUUGCUAUUAUUUCAAGUUUUAGAUAAAGAAUAUGUACACUGAAGUAGAAAAUUAUAAUUUAGUUGCAAAGUUAGGAAAUCUUAAAACUAUAGUAUUGUUACUAAAAGCAAUUAAUUUUAAAGAGAAUGCCACAUGUUUUGGAACUGAGAAUGGUUUAAAAGUAACAGUAGAAGAUGCAAAAUGCAUGCAAGCUAGUGCUUAUAUACCAGCUCAUGUAUUUCAAGUGUUUAAUUUAAAGGAAGAUGUAAUAUUUAGAGUAAAUUUAAACAUAUUAGUGGAGUGCCUCUGUAUGUUUUGGAGUAAUAUAAAUUGUCAAGGGAGCUCUGUAGCUUUGCAGCUCUUUUAUGAAAAGUUUUUACAAAAGGGCAAUGGACAUCCUGUAACAGUUCUGAUAGAGGAAGAUGGUAUUAUAACGGAUUGUUCUUUAAAAACUCAGGAACCUGAUGAGUUAUUAGAUUUUCAUCUUGAACCAGAAAAUGUUUUGAACAAAGUAGUCCUCCAAACCGAACUAUUAAAAGAUAUCUUAUCCGAACUUGAUUCAACUAGUGAUUUCAUUGAGUUAUUUUUAUCACCUGCUCCACCUUUUUUUCGUAUUAGUACAACUGGUUUAGCUGGAAUUUGUCAUAUUGAAUUACCCCAUGAUGGUGAAUUGGUUGACAACUUUCAGUGUACUUCAACAGCUAUGUCUAGUUACAAACUCUCACAUAUUAAGCCAGCUAUGAAAGCAUUGUCAUGUGCAAACAAAGUUUCAUUGAGGACUGAUACAUGUGGACUAUUGUGUUUUCAAUACAUGGUUAAAACCGAUGAAGGACAUACUUGCUACAUAGAAUAUUAUAUUUCUCCAGUGAUAGAUCCUAAUGGAUAAUAUUACUUAAUAAAUGUGGUACUAGGAUUGUAAAUAUUUAUCAGUAAAGUUUUCAAAAUUGUUUUUUUAUUUUGUAUUAUUUAUAAUUAAAGCUUUUUAUUCAUUGUA
Bombus huntii is the source of this 1077-nucleotide messenger RNA. Its product is annotated as cell cycle checkpoint protein RAD1-like. The coding region runs from base 136 to 969 and encodes 277 amino acids. Gene Ontology annotation, cellular component: checkpoint clamp complex; nucleus. The record is from RefSeq and is a predicted model, not a curated record. The transcript has 5 exons. Gene Ontology annotation, molecular function: 3'-5' exonuclease activity. Gene Ontology annotation, biological process: DNA damage checkpoint signaling; DNA repair. NCBI's taxonomy places the organism in Eukaryota, Metazoa, Arthropoda, Insecta, Hymenoptera, Apidae.